UCUGACUCAGAUCCGUUUCCGGCAGAUCAUCGCGAUCCACUCCCCCGUAAGGGAUGUCAACAAUCAAUAUCCGCGAGCUGGUCGAGCUGCGCCCUUGCGUCGGCCUGAUCCGUGGCUGCCAUGGCAGACGGAGGACUGCGUGGUGUGCAUCGUGGUGCUCUGCAUCCUCCCUGCUCUCAUUUAAGAAUGCUCCCCGUUCAGCCUCAGCCGCUGCCCUCAUCGCGCAAUGCCUCCACGAUCGGUUUCCACGCGUGAAAUCGCCCGCCACAAUGGGGCCGAUGACUGCUGGCUGGUCGUCAAUAAUCAAGUCUGGGAUCUGUCCGAUUUCGCCCCCAACCACCCUGGCGGUGCCGAGACAAUCCUGCGCUACGCCGGUCGCGAUGCCACCGCCGCCUACAACGAAGUCCACGGCCCAGCGACGAUCAAGAUACUUCCUGCGACGCAAUUGAUCGGCCAGCUCGACUUGUCGUCAGUUGACGAGACGUGGACAAGCAAAUCCACCAUCCAAGCCCCCUCUGGAGAUACUCGACCACCUCUGGACGCCAUCUUCAGCGCCCACGACUUCGAGGAUGCCGCCCGGUCCUCCCUAUCCAAGAAAGCCUGGGCCUUCUACUCCAGCGCCGCCACCGAUCUGAUCUCCCACGCCGCCAACCAGUCUUUCUACCGUCGCAUCUGGAUGCGGCCGCGACUGCUGCAGAAUGUUCUCAGCGUCAACACGCAAACCACCGUUCUGGGCGCCCCGUUCGCUCUCCCCGUCAUCGCGGCGCCCGUCGCGCUCGCCCGCCUGGCCCAUCCCACCGGCGAGAAGGGCAUCGCCAGCGCAGCUGCCAGCAAAAGUAUCGGAUAUUGUAUCCCCAUCACCGCGUCAUUCCCUGCCGAAGAAAUCACCGCCACUGCCCCCGACCAUCCCUACUUCUUCCAACUGUACGUGAACCGCGAUCGCGUCGCUUCGGAGGCCAUCCUGCACCGCAUCUGGGGCCUCGGCGUCCGCGUCCUCUUCGUGACAAUCGACACCCCCGUGCCGGGGAAGCGGGAGGCCGACGAGCGGGUGCGCUCCGACGAGGCCAUCUCCAUGCCGAUGACAGGCACGCGGGCCAGCCAGGACCACAAGGGCGGCGGCAUCACGCGCACGACGGGGUCGUUCAUCGACGAGACACUGUGCUGGGACGAUCUGGCGUGGGUGAGGGCGCACUGGCGCGGACGGCUGGUGCUGAAGGGCGUGCAGUCGGUGGAGGACGCGCUGAUGGCCGUCGAGGCGAGAGUCGAUGGGAUUGUACUCAGCAACCACGGCGGGCGAAACCUGGACACGGCGCCGCCGGCCCUCCUGACCCUGCUCGAGCUCGGUCGGCACUGUCCACAUGUGCUGCGCGAGACCGAAGUCUUUGUGGACGGGGGCAUCCGUCGAGGAACCGAUAUUCUGAAGGCGAUCUGUCUGGGGGCGCGGGCGGUGCUGAUCGGUCGGCCGGUGAUGUAUGCGCUCAGCUACGGGAAGGAGGGCGUCGAGCACUUGAUUGACAUCUUCGGGUCCGAGUUGCAAGCGGCGAUGAAACUGGUCGGCAUUACGGAUCUGUCGCAGGCGCACCGAGGGAUGCUAAACACGCAGGACCUGGACCAUCUGGUUGUGCGGGACUUGACGCGACGCGCAAAGAUUUAACGACUUGGUAGACGAGAGCUAUAUAGUUGUAUAUCAAAUGGAGUAUGAAAAAUAUGAAUAUUGGAG
Aspergillus steynii IBT 23096 is the source of this 1720-nucleotide messenger RNA. Its product is annotated as cytochrome B2. The coding region runs from base 227 to 1654 and encodes 475 amino acids. NCBI's taxonomy places the organism in Eukaryota, Fungi, Ascomycota, Eurotiomycetes, Eurotiales, Aspergillaceae. Gene Ontology annotation, molecular function: oxidoreductase activity. The record is from RefSeq and is a predicted model, not a curated record. The transcript has 4 exons.